Molecule: messenger RNA, 2304 nt
Organism: Necator americanus (New World hookworm)
Lineage: Eukaryota; Metazoa; Nematoda; Chromadorea; Rhabditida; Ancylostomatidae
Exons: 21
Coding region: 1-2304 (767 amino acids)
Biological process (GO): G protein-coupled receptor signaling pathway
Cellular component (GO): plasma membrane
Molecular function (GO): G protein-coupled receptor activity
Source: RefSeq, a predicted model, not a curated record
AUGAUUCUUUUGGUAUGGUUGGUUAGCGCUAUUACUGGUACUGUAUAUUCGCACGGAUUCAACCAAUGGUUGCCACCGUUCAACGAGAGUGCACGAAUUUACGAACUUUGCACGAACGAGAUGGACGAUGUCAUUUUGCUUCGGCCAGAUCCUUCGAGGGUGAAGUUUUACAUGGAAAAAUACGUCCUAUGCUAUCCAGAUUUCGCAAAAUUUGUACCGAAGAAAGAUCAGGGAUUGGUGUGGCUGAUGAGAUCACUACGGUUUUGUGAAGUAAAUCAAAUCCUCGCAUACAGUCGUUACGCUCAUAAAUAUCAUCGAGAUUUUCAGACGUUGUUCCUCAAGUACGCUUAUGCCUUGGUAUGCGGCAAAGGUCGGCUGGUUCCCAAAGACGAACAUUUCAAUUUGUAUCUUUAUUCUUCUAUAUUCAAAGCUCUAUAUGAACGAGAUAACGCGGAUAGGAUGCUUAUCUGUCAGCGAGUAUCAGAUGUGUAUUCCGAUUUGUAUAGUAGGUGCUACGUUCCACAUGUGGAAAAGCGGCAAAAGAAAAUUAAUGAGAGAUGUUCCGGAGUCUCGACUCCAUUGUUGAAGUUUCCAUCGUUUUUCCAACGUUUUUCGCGACAUUGCGAUGACUUCAACCGAUUUAUCAACACAUCUGUGGCUAUCUCUAACAUGGGUCUGGCACUCUCCGAAGACAUUCUAUUUAUGAAUUUACUCAGCUCAAGCAUGGUGUCUAACAUUCAUUCGGACUCCGAAUUACCGUCUCUCGUCCUGAAGACGCGUCUUCUUUUGCAGCAUUUUUCGUUAGCCGCAAUUAAAUUGUGGAAACAAAUCGAUCAAGUUAGAAAAUGUAGGCAAGCGGUGAUCCGAGAAAUGGAGCGCAACGAAUCUUCGAGUGACAAUGAGACGGAGGAGGCGAGGGCAGAUCGAGUCUCAGCACACGUGACACACUCGUGUUGUCCUCAUAACAACGCUCACAUUUGUGAUCUGAACAAUGACCGGAAAUAUAGAUCCUUGUCGAAUCGUGCUUGGCGCAGUUUCUACGUUGAACUGUGUCUGUUAGUGCUGGUGAUGUUCAACACCAUACUUCUUGCCGUCCUGCUUCUAAAAACUAAGAGAAGUCUUUCAACUGCUACUGUUCUCUUCGUGUUCAACAUAAUGUUUUCAAAUUUGCUAUUUUUCUGUUCAUUCUUGUUUUUUAUGCGUGAUCUCUUCGAUGACCACCCGUACGGAAACGUGAACGAAGAUUACAUGGAAAAGUCGCCGGAGUUGGUCGUUGCGGAAACGUUACAGACUCAUCUCUUCGCUUCAGAGGAGUUCCGGAAGCAUCUCAUCCAGGAAACUUUAUAUUCCCUUGCACAAAACGGUAGCCUUACUGGACUCAUCCACUUGCUUGUUCUUGUGCUGGUGGUGAUCAAUCGGUCAAUGUCCGGAAAAUCAAUCCAUCUGUCAAGAGUCUCAGUAAUUUCCGUAUUCGCUUGUGUUUGGGUCUUUUUGAUUUUCUCUCACCUACUUUUCUCAAUGCUUCAGAUCAACGCUAUCCAAAAUCUCGACGAACUUUUCUCCACACUCUCAAAAGGCAAAACUUAUCUUCAGUGUGAAAUACUCCCUGUAUCAAAUUACGCUGAAAUUGCGGGUCAUUGCGACCGGACGGCAGUAUUCCACGCAUUUGGCGUCUAUCUUCUACGUGGUCACACAUUGUUCACCCUACUGUUUCUUGUCGCAUCAAUCCUGAUUUUUACGAUUACGAUCACGUAUCAUUGCCGCAUUCGCAGACAACACGAUUUUAUCCACAGUGGAUUACGGGAUCAAUCUCCGCAUCGACGUCGAGAGAAGCUGUUUCACACGCUGAUAUUUUCGAUAGCCACAUUUUUCGUGUCCGUGCUAGGCCAAACCUACAUAGAAAUUGCCGUAUUUUGGGUUGACGACAGGGAAGAGAUAGCGACGCUGACAAAAUGGUAUCAUUUUGCUCGUAUAGCUGCAUUUGUGGAUCCGGUGCUUAACCCACUUCUAGUCGUUGCUAGAACUCCUGCACUACGAAGACAGCUUCGCGCCCAAUGGACAUCGUUGCGGUCGCGAGCCUCUUCGCACACCACGAAAUCCAGGCGUACUGGAAGUGGACGAGCAUCGUUACGUCGGGCCGGUUCGCAACAUCGACGAUGCGAUGUGGAAGUAAAAUUGAUAAAACCGGAUCGGCCGGAGGGAUUGUUUAGAAGAGUGGGAUUUCCUUUCCUGAUGCAUUUCGCGUCUCGUGCUUGUUCUUUUCGUCGAAGUCAGGAUUCGCAGACGCAUAAUUCUGUUGUGUAA